AGCUCUGAGCUAAAAGCUACAGUUUCGCCUCAACUCCUGCCUCUCAAUUGGUCGAGAAUGGUCAGCUGACAUUGUCAUAUUGUCUCUCACCGAGCCAAGCCUCGGCUAUAACACUCGGGUUUGUGCGUCUUAACCGGAGAUUGGAAAUUAAUAAUAUUCAAUCCUCAAAGUAGCCCACAUCCAGUUAGGGAGGCAGAAAAGUCGAGGAAAAAACAGAAGAUCCUGGAGAAAGGUGGGGUUGGUUGACACAGACGGGAGGGAGAUUUACUGAGAAGGAGAUUGAAAAGAGACCGAUAAAGAAGUGGGGAGAGUUGGAGAGAGGGUUACAAGCAAGGUAUGAAUUCUUAUUUCGCAAACCCGUCGCUCUCCUGCCAUUUAUCCGGUGGCCAAGAGGUUUUGCCUAACGUCCCCUUAAACUCCACAACCUAUGACACAGUUAGGCAUUUUUCGUCGUACGGCGCCGCUGUGACCCAGAAUCGGAUAUACACACCUUUCUACUCUCCUCAAGACAAUGUCGUCUUUGGCUCUGGCAGGGCACAGUAUGAGUACGGAUCAAACGUGUUUCUUCAAGACAAGGACGUGCUGCCCAGCUGCAGACAAACAAACAUGGGACUCAACACACAAAGCCACAUUGCUCAAGAGUACAGUCUGGAUCAAGGAAGAGCAGGAGCCCAGGAUCAGAAAAGUAACAUCCCGAUCUACCCGUGGAUGCAGCGAAUGAACUCACACAGCGCAGGAGUGGGCUACGGGACGGACAGGCGCAGAGGACGUCAAAUAUAUUCUCGUUACCAAACACUUGAGCUGGAGAAGGAAUUUCACUUCAACCGCUACCUGACCAGGCGCAGGCGCAUCGAAAUUGCAAAUGCGCUUUGUUUGACAGAGCGGCAGAUAAAAAUCUGGUUUCAGAACCGGCGCAUGAAGUGGAAGAAAGAGAGCAACCUGACCUCCACGGUGACUGGAAGUGAACAGACAGGAUCUUCACAGGAAGAGGAACGCAGUGGCACGAUUGAAGAAGGGAAGGAUGAGGACAAAAAGAAAGAAUAAUUGGAAAGUGGAGAGGGGAAAAAAUCACCACAUGGCGAUUAAACCCAACAUAACUACCUAAAAAUCUAUGUGGACAUGAGAACGACUUAACUGCAUGAUGUCUACCCCGCUGCUCUUCAUCUCAUGCUGGCCACAGGAGAGUGAAGCAUGAGAUAUCCAAAUUAUUUCAGCCACAAUUUUGGUCUCUGUGUCGUUUGGAGCAUUGAUGGGGGUUUAUUUUUUAAUUGUUAUUAUUAUUAUUGCGAUGUUUCACCUGUAUUGUCGAAAUAAAAAGAAGUAUUAUUUUCUCCGUUAUUUCCAUGUCAGGAAAUCUGUGUAUUUACCCUCCACAAACUCCAUCCAUCACUGUGAACUCUUUGAUCACCUCACUAAAUACAGUGCGGUUUAACUUAGCUCAUUAUUGUACAUGCACAUUCCACGGCAUUAAAAUAAAGGACCGGGCGGACACUUGAUCACAGUGUAAACUAGUACUUGAAUCGCCCGCAGAAAUGUGCCCUGCUUUAACUCGAAAGUUGCACGGACAGUGUCCAGUCCACACACAAUCACAACUGAAAUGCCUGUAUAUAAUAAAAGCAACAGUAUAAUAUGCAAAACCCGUGGAAACAUGUGCAUUUAGCCGCUUGGUUAGACUCUGCAUUAUGUAAAACUGUGCUUAACAGCUCCAUCCUAUUUUUUUAUACAUCAUUUUACACAACAAGCUUCCAUCGUCAGAUAGAUUUGAACACUAGCA
Molecule: messenger RNA, 1774 nt
Organism: Cololabis saira (Pacific saury)
Lineage: Eukaryota; Metazoa; Chordata; Actinopteri; Beloniformes; Belonidae
Product: homeobox protein Hox-C6a
Exons: 2
Coding region: 337-1044 (235 amino acids)
Biological process (GO): regulation of transcription by RNA polymerase II; anterior/posterior pattern specification
Cellular component (GO): nucleus
Molecular function (GO): RNA polymerase II cis-regulatory region sequence-specific DNA binding; DNA-binding transcription factor activity, RNA polymerase II-specific
Source: RefSeq, a predicted model, not a curated record